Molecule: messenger RNA, 987 nt
Organism: Raphanus sativus (radish)
Lineage: Eukaryota; Viridiplantae; Streptophyta; Magnoliopsida; Brassicales; Brassicaceae
Product: PLASMODESMATA CALLOSE-BINDING PROTEIN 1
Exons: 4
Coding region: 222-815 (197 amino acids)
Source: RefSeq, a predicted model, not a curated record
UGCAAGAAAAAAAAAGCACUCAAAAGGGUUUUUGAGAAAGAGACAAAAGAAGACGCACAACAAGUAGCCACUCUCUCAUCUCUCACCCAUCUCUUGACACACAUACAAGUAGCCAGCCACUACUCUCUCUCCUUCUUCUUGCUCUUGGAGAUCUCUUUCUCUAUCUUCUCUACUUUUCUUUCUAGAGGACAACUGUGACAUUUCUUUGUCUGAACGCAUCUAUGGCUGAUCUGGUUCUUUCGCUUCUCCUUCUAGCCAUGGCUGGCCAUUCUAGUGCCUCAUGGUGUGUGUGCAAAACAGGGCUGAGUGAUACAGUGCUACAGAACACCCUAGACUAUGCCUGUGGCAAUGGAGCAGACUGUAAUCCCACUCACCCAAAAGCACCUUGCUUUGACCCUGACAAUGUUAGGUCUCAUUGCAGCUAUGCUGUCAAUAGCUUCUUCCAAAAGAAGCAUCAAGCUCCAGGCACUUGUGAUUUCAGUGGCACUGCCACUCCAACUAACUCUGAUCCAAGUUACUCAGGAUGCACCUUCCCUACUAGUGCCAGUGGCUCCGGUGGUAGCACCACCGUGACACCAGGCACAACCAAUCCAAAAGGCACCUCAACCAGCACCACAUUUCCUGGUGGCAAUGGCAACAGUCCUCCUUAUUCAGGAACCUCGACCAAUGGAGUUUUUGGAAACAAUAGCACUGGGAUUAACCCGGACUACUCCACGACAGACAGCAGCGCGUUUGCUCUCAAGAACUCGAGCACAUUUCUCACCUGCCUUCUCUUGAUCGCUUUGAGUGGAUUCUCUUCUUUCUCGAUGCUCUAAGAAUGUUUAAUGUUUCUCUGGUUUUGUUUGGUGCACUUAUUGUCUCAAGGACAUUUGAGUCUAGCUUAGUGGUAAAAUCUCUGCCUGUUUGUUUUGAGUCUCUUUCUCUAUGGUAUGUUCUUGUUGUAAGAAGAUUUCGUCUCAUGCUUUCAACUCUUAUCUUUUUAGACUG